UUGGCAGCAUUGUUUCCGUCUUGUUAAUUUGUUAAUUCAGUUCAGUCUGUUGAGCAAUAUAAAAAGUGUCGCGUUAUAUUUUUUAUAAAAGUUGUGUUUAAAAGUGUAAAAAAGCGUGUAAAUAUGUUGCAGAGGACUGCUCUAAUUUUAAACCGUGCUCGAGAAAUAACAAACGAGGAGAAGGUAAGUUAUUUUGUAUUGUAAAAAUUACCAGACAUUAUUUUUGAGGUGUAAAUUAAAAACUUAAAUUUUUACAGUAGUUUUGUUUAUCUUUAUUUACUUUAUUUAUAGGAAGAAGGUAUUCGGCAAGAAACAAGUUCGCUUCAGACUUAUACCAACUUAGAACCGUUACAGGAAGUUGAUUUUAACUCAGCAACAGAUAUUAGUGAGGUAUGUUAUUAUAAGUUUUAAUGUUUAACUAAGUUUUGUUAAUUUUUACUUAUUGUUAUUUAUAGAAAGAAAGUACUCAUACAGCAGCUGUUUCCCCAAAGACUUACAGCGAUUUACAAACGGUUCGGGAAGUGGAAUUUAAUCUAAAAUUACCAGACAUAAUUUAUGAGGAAGGAAGUAAUUCGGAUGGAUAUUCAAACAAGGAAAAUGAAAUAGGUGACGUAAGAGUAAUGGAUGAUAAUCAAAAUCAAGAAGAAGACCGACAGUCGGGUCGGAAAGAAUAUCGUCAAGAUUUAAAUUUUGUCAACAGAGAUAUUAAUGAAGAUAACAAUAUAGUAGAGAUGGAGCAAUCCGAUAAAGGAGAAAAUGAUGGGGAAAAGAAUGGCGUAAAAUCUAAAGAAAAAAAAUAUCAGGGCCGUCCAAAAAAAGGGAGAAAGAGAAAGUUCCCUAGUCAGAAUAGAGAAAUCCGCAAAAAACACUGCAUUCAAAAUAAAUCAUACUUUACACAAAAAGGAGAAAUGAAACUAAAAAAAGAGUUUCGUCAGUAUUUGUGCAAAUGCGACUGUCUAUCGAAAGUUGGCAUUGAAAAUGCUAAACAAGAAUACGACAAAUUUUAUGAAGUAAGUUCGCAUGAUGCUCAACGUGCCUUAAUUUGCGCCAUGGUUCAAGAAGGUCCAAUAAAAAGAAAAAGAAAACAAAAUUCUACUAAAAAAAUGCACUCCAGGGUGUACAAUAUUAAUGGCCACGUAGUUUGCAAAACAUUUCUGUUGCAAACCCUAAGAAUUUCGAGUGCAAAAGUGGAUAAUGCCUUAAAAUCAAAAAAAAAAGGAUAGAAGGAGUUAAAGACUUAAGAGGAAGAGCAGGCGGAAAAAAUAAAAUAUCAGAAGAACGAUUGCAAGAAAUAUUAGAACAUAUUGAACAAUUUCCAAAAUAUAAGUCUCAUUAUGCAAGGGAAAAAACAAGUUCAAUGUACUUACGAGCAGACACUACAUUGCCCAUUAUGUACGAUUUGUACAAGCAGCAAGUUAAUAAUUCACCUGUGUCGUUUUCGAAGUACAAAAACGUUUUUUUACCUCAUUUUAAUUUCAGAAGAAAACCACUGAAAAAAGACACUUGUAACCUUUGUGACAAAUUAGAAAUUCUAAUAAACAACAGCGCCACAGAAGAACAAGUUAAAUAUAAAACUGAGAGAGAUAACCACAUCGAUUCCGCUGAAGAAGCAAGACAAGCUUUAAAUGCAGACAGAAAGCGUGCAAAAUUUGACGAACAACUUGAAGUAUUGUGUUUUGAUAUGGAAAAAACACUGCCUCUUCCCCGUAUACCUACAAAUGUAGUU
This is a messenger RNA of Diabrotica virgifera virgifera (western corn rootworm), 1726 nucleotides long. RefSeq lists its product as uncharacterized. The coding region runs from base 621 to 1223 and encodes 200 amino acids. The transcript has 2 exons. The record is from RefSeq and is a predicted model, not a curated record. NCBI's taxonomy places the organism in Eukaryota, Metazoa, Arthropoda, Insecta, Coleoptera, Chrysomelidae.